ACCAAGUCGUCGUCCACCGCGCUCGCUCCAGACAAGCCACGCGAUCAAAUCCCCGUGCCAGUUCCCUCGUAACCAUGAGCCAUGGCGAGACUCAACGAACCACCAAUGCCGGUCGAGAGUCAUCUCGAGAUUCUGCGUAGGAAGUUUCUGCGCCAAAACCGAGACAUUGCGAAAAUCAAUGCGGACCAGUCGCAGAAGAUCAAACGACUCGAGAACGACCUUGCCCGUUUGCUGUCGGAGAACCUAGACCUCCGCGGCCAGAUUCUGCGACUCGAAAAACAACUGGAGGACAGCCACGCGAGAAGGAUAGCCGACCAUGCGCUCGAGGUCAAGGCGAAGUUGGAGCUGCAGCUUUCCGAAUUUUCCGCGCUGCUUGGAAGCUUAGGGGCAGAGCCGCCUUCAAAAAAACGCCUGUCGGAGGAGCGCAUGCUCGCGAAGUCCCGGCAAAGCGUGGCAAGAAGCCCGCCAGCAAGGAGACGACGUACCAUAAUGGAUGCAGAAGCUCUCGCUGAGCAGGAAGGGAGGUUACCUCCGAUAUACGAGAACAAGACAUAUCCGCGGGCCACAAUGAACAGUGACGAGAUUCUGGCACUGUGCGCCGCGGCCGAGGAUAUCAGCGACUCGCCUGAUUUGGGGCCGCCGCCCGUGUCACGGUAUGUUGAGGAAGACUCGGUGAAGCAAUCGCCCUCGAGAGUAGUCGGGAUAGAACUGCCCAGAAGCCCAACACCCCCAACAAUCUCGUCGCCUGUCAAACUCGACCAUUGCACGAAACAGUUUGGGUGCCCUGACCGCAAUGAUCAGCUGAACGAGAUUGUAAUUGAGCACGACAAUCCCAGUAUAGAAUCCGCAGAAAAGAAUCCCACGCCAACACCAGCUGCCCAACCGGUAAAGGCAGGCACAAAACGGAAAUAUGGCGAUGAGAAUGGGAUUGUUCACAGCACCAAGACACCGGCAGGGAAAGGGGAUGCUGUGGUCAUCGAGAAGGCAUUUCCUACGCGCAGCGGCCAGAAGAGGAAGAGCCUUGCCGAGCUGGCUGGUGUUGCGCCUAACAAGGCACAGACAAAGCCGCUACUUGCCACGAAGAGGACGCCGCUUGCUGCGAAGAGCACCAACGAGGAUGUGUCCUCUCCUCGCAAAGUGAUGAAGGCCGCACCGCUCAAGGCAGUCAAGAAUGCACCCCAGCGCGUUAUCGAGUCCGUUCCAAGAGAAGGACCCAUUGCCCUGGCUCCGACCGUCGAGCCUCCGGCAGUUCAGCACGUUGAGCUCGAGUCUGAUACCGCUGUGCCGUCAGUCAUGCCGAGCUCUCCAACCACGCCGGAUCGGCCAGCACAAAAAGAGAUGCUUCAUGACACUCCGCCACCAGCAGACAUAUCCUCCACUGGCGAGACUUCACGGCCUAGCCGUCGCGCGCGGCCCGCGAUCAGCUACGCUGAGCCUAACCUCCGAGACAAGAUGCGGCGGCCGACCAAAGAGCUGUUUGAUGCUGUUUCUGGAGAAGGCAAGUUUGCCCAACGUGCGGCGGCGACUACAAAGUCAGAGGCCCAUCACUCAGGGUCAGCUUCAAGCAGAAAACCUAUCUCAGAACCGGGAAGCUCAAACAGGAGCCGCAGCAAAACACCCGCCCUGGAUGGUCCGACGCCCAAGGCUCAACAACAAGCCCUCGCGAGCCCGUUGGCGCAAAAAGAAGUGUUUCCCGAACCUUUCCCAAGCUCAGGAGUCACAGAGAGGCGGAAACGGCCGUCGGCGGUGGCCAGCAGCAGAGAGUCUAUUAUUGCUUUGGAGAGGUCAGACAGCGCAGGCAGGGAACCGAGUCCAGUACUCACCGCCCAAGCUCAAGCAACCGCACAACAAAAUAACGAUCGGCGCAAGACCAGCCCAACAGGAAAGACCGACAAUCGUUUCGCAUUGACCUCUCCACCCCAGGAAGCAGACAUCUACGCCUUCACCGCUUCCUCUCCCUCUCCCUUUUCCUCGAAACACGCAACUACCCUACAUACAAGCAGCGAACCGACAAAUCCCACCACCAUCUUAAACCCCACCAGCACCACCAUCGCAUCCAACAACAACACCAAUAAUAACAACACGCAGACGUUCUCAAGACUGAAUAGCAGACCAGCCCGCAAAUCCUCCAUGGCCGCCGCCGCCGCCCUCCGCGAGCUCCUCGACGAAGAGGAGCUGCACGCUGCCAAGACGAUCAACAACAACAACCAUACCAAGCCUUCUUCACGACCUGCGCACGCGGGAAGAAAGAGGGCAUCGAUGUUAGCGCCCAAGAAGAGUUCCAUGCUGGAUGAUGGUGAUGGAUCGGAGGAGGUGGCAGCAGCGGCGGCCACGGUGUAUGCGGAUGAGAAUGAGGAAGCGGAUACUAGUGCUGCGUCUGCGUCCUCGUCUGCUGACGGGAAGGGUGGUGGUGGUGGUGGUGGGUUGAGUGGGAAGGAUGCGAGGAUUACGAGGCGCAGGAGUAUGAUGCUGUGAUUGUUUUCUUUUGUCGUUAUUUCGGUCGUUUGGUUUGUUUUCCUGGGUUGUUUCUUCUUGGGUUGACGAUGAUGAUGUUACGAUGCGUCGCUCUCUGCACAGCGUUUGGCGUUUCCCUUGGAUGCUGGUUUGGGUAUAUGGUUCGGGUCGGGCUGGAUAAGGCGAGCUUGCUUGUUGGUUUGCUUCGAUGCCGCCAGACGAUAUAGGGGUGGUGAAGCGGCUGCAGGGAAUGCAUAUUGUUUCUGGCUAACGUUCGCUAUGGUCCUGACUGAGCGUGGAGGUUGAUGGUACGAUACUACCUUGUU
Molecule: messenger RNA, 2780 nt
Organism: Parathielavia appendiculata
Lineage: Eukaryota; Fungi; Ascomycota; Sordariomycetes; Sordariales; Chaetomiaceae
Exons: 3
Coding region: 82-2475 (797 amino acids)
Biological process (GO): meiotic chromosome segregation
Cellular component (GO): nucleus; chromosome, centromeric region
Source: RefSeq, a predicted model, not a curated record